UGGCAAGACCCCUAUGGGAUUAGCAAAACAGUCCAGAGAUGCGGAUAUCUUUUGGCCACCGCUGAAUGCAGUCUCCGAUAAUUCCUGUCAUCUGCUAUGUGUUGUUGCUGUUCCAUACGAGUUCUGAUAGUUAUCACGGUCUGCUGAGAAUUUUAACAUCACUGGCUUUGACUGGAGCAGGAAAACGGACGCGACUCGGUUAGCUCGUUACCUAGCGUGUUAGAAGGCUCGACGACAUAAUAGAUUGUCCUGCUGCUGAGAACGCGGUGUGCUCUUCUUGUCAGAUCAACCCAGGUGUCACCCAGUGUACUAUCACUAAUUUUCAGAGAGUAUCUUCGUUCCGCCGUAUCGUUCACUGUUGUCUUUGUUAUGUAAUCGACUGCUUUCACCGUGAAAUGUAGCAGCAGCUUGGCCAGUCUUCAGUGUCUCCGCAGCGUUAGCAGAGCACUGCUCUCACUGCGCUGGCUAAAAAUACCACUGUAAGGCCCCCCUGCUCGCUGCGCCUCCAAAAGUGCUGGACUUGUCCCUGUUGGACUUCUCUUUUCUGGUCACCUUGCUCGCAGUUUGCCACUCUACAUGGUCACUACAGUGAAUUUGAGACGACUGGAAGAGCGAGUCGGGCCCCGAGGUUGUGAGCCGAGCUGGUCUGAUCUAACGUUAAAUCGUACCAGCUGCUGGGCUUCAGUUUUCCAAAGGAACGGCACUCGGCUUUGGUUGCUCUGUAGCCGAGUAUCAUUUUGCCCCGAUGGCCUUUUCCUGUUAUAACUAGUAGUAUAGAAAGCCUUGGUGCAGCCCGGGGUACUUUAAAAAGGUCAGACAAGACACAAACGUGAACCUUCGUUUCCACUGUGUUCAGUCUCAGUUUGGGGAGGCAGACUUCAUCUGUCCGGAGCACAAAACCAUGUCGGAGGAUAACAACGCAGACAAAUUCAUCAAGGAGACAUCUAUUUUGGACGAGUACAACAUAAACUGGACACAGAAACUGGGAGCUGGCAUCAGUGGCCCUGUCAGAGUUUGUGUGAAGAAGUCAACUCAGGAACGCCUGGCUCUAAAGAUCCUUAUUGAUCGCCCCAAGGCCAGAAAUGAGGUGCGUCUCCAUAUGAUGUGUGCCAACCACCCAAACAUAGUGCAAAUCCUGGAAGUUUAUGCCAACAGUGUUCAAUUCCCCCAUGAAUCCAGCCCAAGAGCGAGGCUCCUGAUUGUUAUGGAAAUGAUGGAGGGUGGCGAGCUGUUCCACAGAAUCAGUCAGCACAGGCACUUUACUGAAAAGAUGGCCAGUCAGGUCACCAAACAGAUCAGCCAAGCGUUGGAGCAUUGUCACUCUCUAAAUAUUGCACAUCGUGACCUGAAGCCAGAGAACCUUCUCUUCAAAGAUAACUCUCUGGAUGCACCUGUGAAGCUGUGUGACUUUGGCUUUGCCAAAAUCGACCAAGGAGACUUGAUGACCCCUCAGUUUACUCCUUACUACGUAGCACCUCAGGUACUUGAGGCUCAAAGAAGGCACCAGAAGGAAAAGUCUGGAAUUAUACCUACCUCACCCACUCCUUACACCUAUAACAAGAGCUGUGACUUGUGGUCUCUCGGUGUGAUUAUCUACGUAAUGCUGUGUGGCUACCCUCCGUUCUACUCCAAGCAUCACAGUCGCACCAUCCCAAAGGACAUGAGGAAGAAGAUUAUGACCGGCAGCUUUGACUUUCCCGAAGACGAGUGGAGCCAGAUCUCUGAGAUGGCCAAGGACAUUGUACGCAAGCUGCUGAAGGUGAAGCCAGAGGAGAGGCUAACAAUCGAGGGAGUCUUGGCUCAUCCUUGGCUUAACUGCACCGAGGCUCUUGACAACGUGCUGCCCUCGGCACAGAUGAUGAUGGAUAAGGCGGUAGUUGCAGGGAUUCAGCAGGCCCAUGCAGAGCAGCUGGCCAACAUGAGAAUUCAGGAUCUGAAUGUCAGCCUGAAGCCCCUAAACUCUGUCAACAACCCAAUCCUCAGGAAGCGGAAACUUCUAGGCCCAAAGCCCAGUGACAGUUUCUUCAUUCACGACCCAGAAAACGGAGGGGAAGACUCCAACGUAGCACUGGAAAAAUUACGAGAUGUCAUUGCACAGUGUAUACUACCACAAGCUGGAGAGAACGAGGAUGAGAAGCUGAAUGAGGUGAUGUAUGAAGCCUGGAGGUUCAACAGAGACUGUAAGCUGCUGAGGGAUGGCCUGCAGGGGCUCAGUUGGGACGGACGAGCCUUCUCCGAUAAAGUCGACCGCUUGAAGUUGGCUGAAAUAGUGAAACAGGCCAUCGAAGAGAAGACAAAUCUCCAAGAAUCUCAUUAGCAGCUGCUGUCUUUCUAUCUUCUUUUUAUAUUGUUUGUUAUUACCCUUUUUAACUCAUAUCUGUAAAAAAGCUUUUUUAUGUAUUAAUUUUUUUUUUUCUUCGUAAAUUUACUUGCAAGAUUUAUUGUCAAACUGUUGCAAGAGCUAUUGUACAGCUGUAGAUAUAUUUCAAAGAUGACUCAUUGGUACUAUAAUUUUUUUUUAUGGAUACUUGCAAAGAAUGUGGGGAGAAAAAAACCAACAACUAUAUUUUCAUUUUUGCAAAAAAACAAAAACAAAAAAAGCAAGACCAAAAAAAUGAAAAUCUGUGAAAGAAAUUAUUUUCUGGGAGGAAAUUUUUAUUAGCUGUUUGUCCAGCUUAUUCAAGAUGUCAUGUGUUUUAUCCCAGUUAUUUCAUUUUAUUCUAUUUUAUGUUAUUUUAUUUUAACCUUGCUAAGGAAUGUAUUUAUUUAAACAAAAUUCCAUUAUUUUAUACCUUACUCGUAGGUUGGGGUCCGAAAGUUGACAGAAGCGCUCUACAAUGUGAUUUUGUUCUUCCACACACCUUUAAAAUCUCACGCUAGAGAGAAAUGGUCUGAAGCUUUGGGUUUUCCGUCGUCUCGUGUGUCUUUCCCUCGACCUUUUUUGUUGUUUAGAGGUUGGGGAGAAGCAGAAAUGCGGGUAAAAGAAAGCAUCAUAAAUCAGAAAAAUGGAGGUAGAUUUGCUCAUUUUGUUUCACAGUACCUCUCUUCCAACUAAAUUUAUUAGUUAUUAAAUCGUUUGAGCCAAAAAAAUAAAAUCUGAAUACCUUUUUUAUGAGCUUUAGUUAAGACGUUUUUGAAGCCCCCCAAAAAUCCCACCCCCCUUUCAAAAAAAUAAAUAAAAGUAACAAUGUGUUUUUCUGAUUUCUGAUGGUUUUGAUGAGAGUCCACUGUUUUAUUUCAAGUUGUUUAUCUGUGAAACUGACACAAUCUCUGCUGCUUUCACGUCACAGUUGUAUCUGCUGGAAUUUAGACCUGCAUAGUUAAUAUUUGAACUCUUUCCUAGCAGGAGUGGUUGUUACUUGAGCUCAAAGAAACACACACACAAAAGAAACCCCCCCUGGUGUUUUUGGUCCAGUGUGGUCUUAGACCAGAGCAGAUCAGGGGGGAAGGACUGGAUUUCAGUGUCAUAACUUGAUGUUCAACUGAAUGUGCAAUAGGGGCUAUAAUGUGAUCAUGCUUUCCCCCCCCAAUGCAUGUACAUACUGAGACCGUACUUAUCUAAUGUGUCAGUAUUACUGUUUAUCAGAGGCCUUCCAUGUUUCAUGUCAUUUCAUUUCAGAGGUUUGAAUACCCAGAAAUGUUCCCACAUCCUCACCCUUAAGGUGUGAUUAAUGUCAUAUUAUUAGUUGAUUGGUCAGAGUGAAAUCUUCACUACACUGUUUGACUCUUGUGGUUUACUCAUAUCUAACAAUAAUAUCCUUUAUAAGAGGCGUUUGGAGAAAGGGUUCCUCUUAAGGUGUUUGAUUGAGGCCACACUGAGUCUGCUGAACAGCUGGAAAUGUUUAUUUUGUGUUUUGGAAAACCUCGUCUGUCCUGAGAUUCUUCUUUGAUGAAGUCUUUUACAGAACUUUUUCUGUGAACAUAAAUUCUUGUCAAGAUUACUGCAUUAACUAUGUGAUCUUCAUUAAAAAGAAGUGUUUCUUCUGAGUAAUUUGCAAA
Neolamprologus brichardi is the source of this 3999-nucleotide messenger RNA. RefSeq names its product MAPK activated protein kinase 5 (gene mapkapk5). The record is from RefSeq and is a predicted model, not a curated record. Gene Ontology annotation, biological process: protein phosphorylation. Gene Ontology annotation, molecular function: protein kinase activity; ATP binding. NCBI's taxonomy places the organism in Eukaryota, Metazoa, Chordata, Actinopteri, Cichliformes, Cichlidae.